AUGCCUGGUAGCUCAGAAACCCGAUAUAUCAGACUUGAAAUUAUCAACGGAAGGAGUCUUCGAGUCCCUUCCGACCGCAUUCCCGCUGGCAUUUUCGUGUCCAUCAAUGUCGACUCGAGAAGAUGCUGGAAAUCGGCCAUCAAAGUUCUAUCAUCCGACAAAUCUGUAGUGUGGGGGGAUAUUGUGACUCUGUCUUCACAUGCAUCACCUGCGUUAUCAGUGGAAAUCAGGGCGUCUUGCGAGGUCGAUCGAAUGCUAGGCAAUGGAGAGCUCAUCGGGACACUUCAAACAUCUUGGGAUGAGCUACUCGAUCAUGGAGAUGAGCCAUUCAAUCUAUCCUUCCCAUCCGUGCGCGGCAUCCACCCUUCCCUCACGCUAAAGGCCACCAUCGUACAUACUUAUGACAAUCAAAACGACGCACUGUCUGAUCCCGUUGUAGACUGUGGAAUUACUCGAGACACAGAUGCGGGCCACACACAAUUUGCCAAGUACAUGACGAGCAAGUCAGUCUCUCACCUGAACGAUGCUGUAGAGCAUUUUCAGUCGGUUCUGGACCAGUGUCCUGUCAGCCAUCCGGACCGUGCAGCAGCUCUCACCAACCUUGCGUGGGCCCACCUUCAAGGGUAUACUGAAGGUCAUCUUCAAGACAUUGAUACUACUACCUCCCUCUUCCGCGACGCCCUCGCAUUGCGUCCGCGGCACCAUCCCGACCAUCCUUUAUCUCUAUAUAAUCUCACUGAAGCCCUGAAUUGGCGCCACAACAAUAAACGUACUGCUGCCGACAUCUGCGAAGCUGCGCAACUGUAUCACGAGCUACUACCUCUCUGUCCAGAGGGGACCUACCUUCGUAGCAUCAUGACAGGGAAAGAUUGUGUCGAUUAUGUGAUCCGCGGAUGCAACAAACUUCCAAUAGACGCAUCCGAUGAAGGCAUCCACCUUCGAAGAGAUGUUCUCGAGCUUGUCCCUGUCUCUGUGCCCGAGGGACAUUCUGACCGUGGUGACUACCUGAACAACUUGGCCGUCUCACUUGGUCACCGCUUCCAUCACCAAGGCAAACCUAAUGACCUCGAUGAGGCCAUCUCUUUGUGCGAAGAAGCGCUGCGCCUGCGCCCUGUUGGGCACAAAGCGCGUGAUACCUCAUUGGACAACCUAGGGGGUGCCCUUGACAUCCGUUUCAACAAAUGCGGCGACAUUGAUGACAUCACCCGAGCUGUCAGCCUCUAUCGCGAGGCACUGACAUUGCGCCCACCUGGGCAUCCAACUCGUGACACCACGCUUAACAACCUUGCCCUCGCGCUCGAAAUCAGAUAUGACAAAUUGCGUGUCAGGGAGGAUCUCAACGAGGCCAUUGAUCUGUAUCACGAAUCCCUUCGGUUAAAGCGGCUUGACGAUCCAGAGCCCCACAUAAGUCUUCUCAAUUUGAGCUCGGCGCUCUGCUCUCGUUUCACGCAUACUCAGAAGAAUGAAGAUGUCGAAGAGGCCAUUACUCUUUGCCAGGAAUCUGUGGCGGCCAUGUCUUCACUGCACCCGGACAGGUAUUUCAGCUACAUCCGGCUGCAGGAGGCCUAUGUGUCUCGUUACGAGAUUCUACAUGACCCUGCUGAUUUGUCGCUCGCUAUAGGGAACUUCAGACUGGCAUCGGGGCAUCCUACUCGGGGUUUUCCGGAUCGUAUUCAAACCGCGUUGCACUGGGUUGAUAAAGCUGAGCGUCAUAAACACGACUCUGCCCUCGAAGCAUACCAGAUAUGCUUGGAGCUUUUCGACAGCCACGUGAUGACGCGAUCGUCCACAAUUUCACGACGCGAAGCUGCCGCUGCCUUCAGUCGUGCCAGAUCGUUGCCUGUAGAUGCAGCAUCAUGGGCCAUCCGCCAUGACAAUCUACGACAGGCAGUUGAACUCGCAGAGCAGGGUCGUGGCCAGCAGUGGUCGCUGGCAUCUCGAUUCAAGACUCCAGUUGAAGACCUCGAGUCAGUAAAUCCGACACUGGCGCACAAAUAUUUGGAGCUGAGCAAGCGCGUAUCCAAUGCUGCACAGAGUUCUGCAACCAUCACCGACAGAGCUGCUGCUGAUCGGGCAGCGAUAGUAUAUAGGAGACUUACAAGGCAGUGGGAAGCUGCGGUAGUUGAGAUACGUGAUCUUCGCCCGUUCUCGCGGUUCCUUCUCCCGCCUUUAUAUGAAGACCUGCAAGCAGCAGCGCGCCAGGGCCCAGUCAUCAUCCUCAUUGCCAGUCAAUACUCAUGUAGCGCUAUCAUCGUUCCGACAUCAGGAGACCCCCAUCAUGUUCCCUUGCCAUCCGUUAAUCUCGUAGAUCUAACCAAUCUCAAGGAUCGUUUCGCCAGGGCAAUACGACAAGCAUCUCGGAUGAACCCAAGGGAGUCGAGGACGGAUCUAAUAGUACUCUCGCGGAUAAUAUGGGACGUGAUCAUGCUACCCAUCGUCAACGUGCUCGAGCACGUUCUCAAACUAAAGCGCCGCUCUCGAAUCUGGCUGUGUCCGACUGCAGCUUUCACGUCCAUUCCUCUCCACGCAGCUAACCCCUUUCAAACAAAGCCAGAUCGCUCUAAGGAGCCAUGCCUUGAGGAUCUCUACAUCUGCUCUUACACGCCGACACUUUCGGCUCUAGUCAGAUCUAGGCAGUUGAUGAAGAAGCGUGUGCCUCCGUCCUUUGUGACAAUCGGGCAAGGUCAACCGGGUGCAGGGAAAGGCAAGGCCCUCCUGGCUGUUGACAGCGAACUCGAGCUUGUCCAUAAGCUCGUCCCUGCGACAGCCAACCGCACCACUAUUUCUGGCGACGCAGCCACUCGAGCAAAUGCACUCGAGGCUUUACAGCAGAACACCUGGGUGCACCUUGCUUGCCAUGGCAAGCAGGACCCUAAGCAGCCCUACAAUUCGCAUUUCGUCAUGAAAGAUGAACAUCUGACACUGCUCGAUAUCAUGGAGAGAGACAUUCCGCACGCCGAGUAUGCGUUUUUGUCUGCGUGUCAUACCGCCGUCGGCGAUGAGGAGACGCCCGAUGAAGUGAUUCAUCUUGCAGCUGGUCUCCAGUUUUCAGGGUUCAAGAGCGUUGUUGGCACGCUGUGGGAGGUCGACGAUGCUGUUGCAAAACACGUCGUUGAAGCUUUCUACAAAUAUAUGUUCAGAGAUUCAGAAGAGGGUGUCAUGGACUGUACGAAGGCGGCCUGGGCGCUCAACUGUGCCACGCACGUCGUGAAGACGAAAGUGCCGCUCGAGCAGAGGAUGGUUUUUGUUCAUAUUGGUGUGUAG
This is a messenger RNA of Suillus subaureus, 3264 nucleotides long. Its product is annotated as CHAT domain-containing protein. The transcript is spliced from 6 exons. The record is from RefSeq and is a predicted model, not a curated record. Gene Ontology annotation, molecular function: protein binding. Lineage: Eukaryota; Fungi; Basidiomycota; Agaricomycetes; Boletales; Suillaceae. Bases 1 to 3264 code for a protein of 1087 amino acids.